Molecule: messenger RNA, 2467 nt
Organism: Rosa chinensis
Lineage: Eukaryota; Viridiplantae; Streptophyta; Magnoliopsida; Rosales; Rosaceae
Product: MORN repeat-containing protein 1
Exons: 3
Coding region: 601-1911 (436 amino acids)
Source: RefSeq, a predicted model, not a curated record
ACACAGUCAGCAUUCUAUCCAAUUGGACGUCGCCAACUCUCCUUCUUCAUCUUUCAGCAGUGGCUUUUAAGCAAAUAUCAUAAAUUCCCGGGGGGUUUUAAUCCAACAAGAUUAAAUAAAGUUAUAAACCUCCACCAGGUCGGUUUAUAGUUUCGUACACUCUGCAAAAACCAGAAAUGAAAACCACACCAGAGCAGCAGAAACAAGCAACUCAAAACACACACACACAGAUUGAUGAGUCUCUCUGAUUCUGAGCAGACCCAGAAGCCAGUCUUCGCAGCAGAGCCCACAGUGAUGCCACAAAACCCAACAGAGUGAAAAAGAAAGCAACUUUGUAUGUCUUUGCAUCAGAAAAGCAAUAAUAUUUCACAGACCCAGAUCGGAGAAGGAGACCGGAAGGCUGAAAAAGAUUGGAUUUUGAUUCCAAUAUCUGAAACCCAGUUUGUCGAACACGUCAUCGCCACCACCCACUUUUGAUUAAUUCCGAAGCUAAAUCAUUCACCAUCACCAAACCCAAAUCCAAAAUCGAAUGAGGAACCCUUUUCCAAGAGUCCCUUUUAAUCCAAGACCCUGUUCUCAGCUCACCAUUCAAGUCCUAUAAUGACCCACAUACCUUCUUCCCUAUCCCACUCCGCUACUCUGUCUUCUCUGCACAAUCACUAUCAUCACAACCAUAGUCAUUUGAAUUCAGGCCCUUCUUCUUCAUCAUCAUCGUCUUCCACUUCUUUUCUCUGCUCUGCUUCGCUGGCAAUCAUUCCCUUUGCCACAAGGUCGCUGCUUCUGAAGCUUUUUCGCCAUUUCCGGUGUGCCCAUUUGCUCAGAGUCCACUGUCGCUUGAUUGUUCUCCUCUUGGUGCCUUCUCUCUACUUCAUCACAAGUCCUCGCCGUUCUUUCGUUCUUGAUUUCCUCUCUGUGAUAGCUUUCUCUGCUGCCAUUCUCAUUUCUAUAAACAUUGCACUGCCUCGUUUGGUCUCAAUUCGCUUGUUUCUUGCCCGCUCCUUGCCGCUUUGCUCAUCUUGUUACACCUCCAAGCUCAACAAGCCUCCUCCUCCUCCUGUGCUCUGGUCAAUUGGGUCCAAGCCGAAAUCGGAGAAGAGGCCGAACUCUGGGUCCUGGGUGCAGGUUUAUAGUAAUGGGGAUGUUUAUGAGGGUGAGUUUGAUAAGGGCAAGUGUUCAGGAAGUGGGGUUUAUUAUUAUAAUAUGAGUGGGAGGUAUGAGGGUGAUUGGGUGGAUGAGAAGUAUGAUGGUCAUGGUGUGGAGACUUGGGCAAGAGGGAGCCGCUAUCGCGGGCAGUAUAGGCAGGGCUUGAGGCAUGGAAUCGGGGUGUAUAGGUUCUUCACCGGUGAUGUUUAUGCCGGAGAGUGGUCUAAUGGGCAGUGUCAUGGGUGUGGAAUACAUACUUGUGAGGAUGGGAGCCGGUAUGUUGGGGAGUUCAAGUGGGGUGUCAAACAUGGACUUGGUCAUUAUCAUUUCAGAAACGGAGACACUUAUGCUGGGGAAUAUUUUGCUGACAAGAUGCAUGGUUUUGGAGUGUAUCAGUUUGGAAAUGGACAUCGUUACGAAGGAGCCUGGCAUGAAGGAAGAAAGCAGGGACUUGGUAUGUACACUUUCAGAAAUGGUGAAACACAAUCUGGUCACUGGCAAAAUGGGGUUAUUGAUCCCAGCAUGCAGAAUACCCAUCCUGGAUCCUCCUAUGCUAUCAACCAUGCCAAAGUUCUGAAUGCAGUCCAGGAAGCACGGAGAGCUGCUGAGAGAGCAUAUGAAGUGGCAAAGGUGGAUGAAAGAGUGAAGAGAACUAUAGCGACAGCUAAUAAAGCAGCAAAUGCUGCAAGAGUUGCGGCCGUAAAGGCUGUGCAAAAACAAAUACACCAGCAUAACAAUGAUGGCACCUCUCCCUCACGACUCGUCUAGUCUUAACAGACCAAUCUAGAGCCCUCUGAUUUGAUGCAUUCCCAAUAGCCAUGAGAUAUCAUCUUUCUGUGAUAAUUUUGUCCACAGAUGCUCGUAUUACACCUUUUAGUGUCUGGACGAUGAAAACAGGUUCUGUAGGCAGGCAUCACACUUCUGCAGCAGAAUUCUUACAGCAUGUUAUACUGUUACUGUUAGACAAAGCACGGACGCACACCGAGAUGAGUGCCACGCAAAUGGUUCUUUUGUUUUGUUCUCUUUAGUUUUUGUUUUUUCCUCUGCAAUUAUUACUAUGGGCACCCGCCUGGAACCACAUUCUGGUCAUUCAUAUAUACAUAUGGCCGUUUGAGGAGCAGGUAGGUUUUCCCAUUUUCUUGGCCUAAAAACUAUGUACAUAGGAUGAGUUGUGAGUAAGAAGAGCGUUCAAGUUCUGAACGAAGUUUGGCACCAGAGUGCCAAACUCUAUAGCCCAGGGUUGCUUUUACAUUUUUGCUUUCCUGUGAUGUAAACUGAACUGGUUAUAAACUUAUAAUUAUGUGUAAUUGCUCCUGGAUGAACA